AAAGCUCCACUGUCUAUAAACCAACAGUAAAUUCCAAUAGUACCCUUCAUCACGUCUCUUGCCUACGCGACACGUGUACUCCAGUGACCGAUAUUGACCCUAGAUUCUCUCCGUCCAUGUCCGAAAGUUUCACUUAUUUAUUUUUCACCCUUUAACUAUCUAAAUUUCGUAUCCGCACCCCCACCUUUUGUGUUUUUUUAUUCGAUUUAUUAUUAUUUGCAGAAGAACGGGAAAAAAAGCAGAUGGUGAAAUAGAAAUGGAAGCUGACAACAGCUAACAAUUGAUUCGUGAACUCAAAGAAAUCUUCUCAAUUAAACGCGGCUUUCUCCCACCCAACACCCAUCAGCCAACUCAAACCCUCCUCCAUUAUUUCUUUGAAGCUACUGUUUCUCUCUCAAUUUGCAGAUUUGGGUGCAAACAGCAGUUGCUGGGUUGUCGCCGGAGUUGUGUGUGUGAGUGUGUGUGAGAGAGAGAAGUUGGGAGAAAAAAAGGGUCUGAAAAUGAAGCAGCUGACGGCGCUGCAGCAGCAAGUCCGCCGGAGCAACAGCUUCCGGAGCGCGUCGUCGCCUCUAGACGCCACUGUCGACGGUGCAAUCAAAUCUCCGGCGACGAUAUUCUGGAUGAUCGUCCACGGUCUGUGCUGCCUGAUUAGCUUGGUUCUCGGAUUUCGAUUCUCUCGGAUCGUCUUCUUCCUCCUGUUCUCCACUUCCUCUUCCCCCUCCGCCAACACUAGCAUAUACUCCGCUUUCCAUACGACUGUGCAUUCCUCCUCCACACCGGAGAGGAAUUUCUCUGAAAUUAGCGGCAGUGGCGGCGGCGGGAGCAGGGUGGUGGUCGGGAGGCACGGGAUACUGAUCCGGCCAUGGCCGCAUCCUGAUCCGGCCGAGGUGAUGAAGGCUCACCGGAUAAUCGAGCGGGUUCAGAUGGAGCAGAGGUCUCAGUACGGGGUUAAGAAUCCCAGAACUGUGAUUGCUGUUACACCGACUUACGUUCGAACUUUCCAGACUCUGCAUCUCACUGGCGUGAUGCAUUCUUUGAUGAAUGUGCCCUAUGAUCUCAUCUGGAUCGUGGUGGAAGCUGGCGGCCCCACCAAUGAGACUGCCUCGCUUAUUGCAAAGUCGGGAUUGAAAACUAUUCACAUCGGAUUCGAUGGGAAAAUGCCUGUACUGUGGGAUGAUCGGCAUAAACUUGAAUCGAGGAUGAGGCUCCACGCUUUAAGGGUAGUUAGAGAUAAAAGAUUAGACGGGAUUGUGAUGUUUGCCGAUGACAAUAACAUGCAUCGUCUCGAGUUGUUUGAUGAGAUUCAGAAUGUGAAAUGGGUGGGUGCGGUUUCGGUUGGAAUUCUUGCGCAAGUGGGUAGUUCGGAAGAAGUAGAAUUGCCCGUAGAUCGAAUAGAUGAAAAUGGAAAAGAUGAAAAGAAAAAAUCAUUGUUACCAAUUCAAGGCCCGGCUUGCAACUCUUCAAACCAAUUGAUUGGCUGGCACACUUUUGAUACGCUGCCUUUUGUGGAGAGGAGGGCAAGGUAUAUUGGUGACAAUGCAGUUGUGUUGCCGAGGAAGCUUGAGUGGGCUGGAUUUGUAUUUAACUCGAGGUUGGUGUGGGAAGAUACAGAGGAAAGGCCAGUUUGGCUUAAGGAUUGGGAAGAGGUUGUUAGGGAUGGGGAGGAUUUGGAAAGCCCGUUAUCUCUGUUGAAGGAUACUUCAGUGGUGGAGCCUCUUGGCAGCUGUGGCCGCAAAGUUCUGCUAUGGUGGUUGCGUGUGGAGGCAAGGGCAGAUAGCAAAUUUCCGCCAAGCUUCCUUGCUAUCCCAAACAGAUGGAUAAUCGACCCUCCACUUGAAAUCACUGUGCCAGCAAAACACACCCCAUGGCCAGAUACUCCACCCGAACUUCCAUCCACUGUCGAUAAAGUGGCUGUUAUGCCUGAGGUUACUGAGAAACGCCCAGCAAAAAGUGGCUCGAGAAGAAAACGCAGCUCAAGAAGCAAAAAGAAGCACAGUUCAAAAGUGCUGGACGAGCAUGUUACUGCUAGGCGUGUUGGGGAUAAUUAGAAGUUUUUAUUUUCUCCUUUUCCAUCAGGCGAUAAUCUUAAACUCUACACCACUAUGUGAAUUCUUGGUGUCUUCCAAUAUUCAAAGCAAAGAGCCAUGAAGUCAAAAAGACCCCUGGGUGAAUGCAGGGAAAAGGCUUGUGUUUACGCAUACAAUAGCCAAUUGAUACAUACUUGAGAUAUCUGUUUUUCUUUUCCUCGGAUCGAAUUCCUAUCUUGUUAGCGUGAAGUAUUGUUUUUCGGCCUUAGUUCAUUUUUUGUUUGGUGGUUUGGUAGAGUUUGUUAGGGCUCUUAAUCGUUGCUACAUUUUCUUCCAGGUGUUAUAAGUAGUUUUCCUGAUAAAUUCAUUUCCCUUUUCUGCUAUCCGUAAUGCGAGCUUUAUGCGUGCGUACAAGGCAAGCAUUUUCUGAGAUAAUUUCUCCAGUAGUCAGUAAACUGUAAUAAUAUUUUUACUUUUAAUUUUCUCUUGUAUAAACUAGAAUUUUGUGUCGUGUUAGUGUGUGCUUUAAAGAAAAAGAAAGGCCAAUUAGUAGGAAAAUACAAAACAUUUACUCGAUUGGCCAUGUAAUCACAAUCUUUACACCUUGGCAAUUUAAUACAUUACCUUAGAUUUUUUGGCAAUCCGAUACACGGAUUUAACGU
This is a messenger RNA of Striga asiatica, 2689 nucleotides long. The record is from the annotation of a GenBank genome assembly. Lineage: Eukaryota; Viridiplantae; Streptophyta; Magnoliopsida; Lamiales; Orobanchaceae.